Molecule: messenger RNA, 300 nt
Organism: Stereum hirsutum FP-91666 SS1
Lineage: Eukaryota; Fungi; Basidiomycota; Agaricomycetes; Russulales; Stereaceae
Product: U6 snRNA-associated Sm-like protein LSm7
Exons: 3
Biological process (GO): mRNA splicing, via spliceosome; nuclear-transcribed mRNA catabolic process
Cellular component (GO): U2-type prespliceosome; U12-type spliceosomal complex; spliceosomal tri-snRNP complex
Molecular function (GO): RNA binding
Source: RefSeq, a predicted model, not a curated record
CCACAGGGAGGGCCCCCCUCAGGAGACAAACCCAAACGCGAGGCCAUUCUUGACCUCUCCAAAUACGUGAAUGAACGUAUCAGAGUCAAGUUCACUGGCGGCAGGGAAGUUACCGGUGUGUUGAAGGGCUACGAUCAGCUGCUGAACCUCGUGUUGGAUGAAGUACAGGAGGAGGUACAAGAGCCAACACCACACACACGGUCUCUAGGACUUACAGUCCUGCGUGGCCCAACGAUAACGCUCCUCAGUCCUGUCGACGGCCUCGAAGAGAUCGCCAAUCCCUUCGCAGCCCAGGAGUAG